Molecule: messenger RNA, 435 nt
Organism: Amyelois transitella
Lineage: Eukaryota; Metazoa; Arthropoda; Insecta; Lepidoptera; Pyralidae
Exons: 1
Coding region: 1-435 (144 amino acids)
Source: RefSeq, a predicted model, not a curated record
AUGGUACAAAGAGAGUCGUCAAGACUACCAAAUCGAAAGCGGCACAUAAAAUUCGCGAGGCGGGACUCAGUACUCUUGGACCUUGCUUGGUGGCAAGAAAACGCACAUCAGCACUCACCAAUUUACUAUCCUCCGCCGUCAAUAUUCAUAACAACGGAUGCGGCAGACACGGGAUGGGGGGCCGUAGUGAACGGCCGUCGUCUUUGCGGUACGUGGACCCUCAGUCAACAAAACUGGCACAGCAACAAGAAAGAACUUUGGCCUAUUCUCGAAGUUUUGAGACAAAUAGAACUAGAACUAGAGGGGAAAUCAGUCACCGUGCAAACCGACAAUCGCACCAGCGUAGCUGACGUUAUGAAGCAAGGAGUCACAAAAUCUUUGACCUUAUUAGAAACAGCAGCGAGUAUAAUGGAAAUUUGCCAGAAACGACGGUGA